Messenger RNA from Menidia menidia (Atlantic silverside), 3009 nucleotides. NCBI's taxonomy places the organism in Eukaryota, Metazoa, Chordata, Actinopteri, Atheriniformes, Atherinopsidae. The record is from the annotation of a GenBank genome assembly.
AUGGUGAUCGUGGGCCCCCCUCUGGUGGACUACACUGCACUCACAGUUGUUGGUGCCAUUUCUGUGUCGCGCACAGUUACGUCAAUAGACUUCCGUACAACAAAAAAAUUUAAUUUUCUUCCCUUUCAGAAAGCUAUAGCUGUAGCACAGAAAGCAUCACAGGAAGACCAGGCUGGGAAUUUUGAAGAUGCCAUUCGAUCCUACCAGCAUGCAGUCAAGUACUUUCUGCACAUUUUGAAACGUGAACCUCAAGGUAAAGAUGGGAACCAGAAGAUUAGAGACAGAUGUAAACAAUACCUGGACAGAGUGGAAGAACUACAGGACUACGUAGUGAAUAAAGAGAAAGCCAUUGAUCUUGCCAGCAAGGCGGCUCAAGAGGAUAAAGCUCAGAAUUAUGAGGAGGCUCUGCGCCUCUAUCAGGCUGCUGUCCAGUACUUCCUCCAUGUGGUAAAAUAUGAAGCCCAGGGUGACAAGGCAAAACAGAGCAUCCGGGGAAAAUGUGCAGAAUACCUGGACAGAGCAGAGAAGCUCAAAGAGUAUUUGAAGAAGAAAGAGAAAGCUCCUCCUGCUAAGCCUGUUAAAGAGUCACAAUCUGAUGACAAAGGGUGCGUUUAUGGGAAUGAAAGUGAUGAGGGUGAUGAUCCAGAGAAAAAGAAGUUCCAAAAUCAGCUCUCAGGUGCAAUUGUCAUGGAGAAGCCAAACAUCAAAUGGAAUGAUGUUGCUGGUUUAGAGGGAGCCAAAGAGGCCCUGAAAGAGGCUGUUAUUCUCCCUAUCAAAUUCCCCCACCUUUUCACAGGAAAGAGAACUCCAUGGAGGGGGAUCUUGCUCUUUGGGCCUCCUGGUACAGGAAAGUCCUACCUUGCCAAAGCUGUCGCGACAGAGGCAAACAACUCAACCUUCUUUUCCAUCUCUUCAUCUGAUCUUGUCUCCAAAUGGCUGGGAGAGAGUGAAAAAUUGGUGAAGAAUCUUUUCAGCCUUGCCAGGGAACAUAAGCCUUCUAUAAUCUUCAUUGAUGAGAUCGACUCCUUGUGUGGUUCAAGAAGUGAGAAUGAGAGUGAAGCUGCUCGUCGUAUCAAAACAGAAUUCCUGGUUCAAAUGCAAGGGGUGGGAAAUGACAAUGAAGGAGUGCUGGUUCUCGGGGCAACAAACAUCCCUUGGACUCUUGAUUCUGCUAUCAGAAGAAGAUUUGAGAAGAGGAUUUACAUCCCGCUGCCUGAAGAGCACGCCCGCUCAUUCAUGUUCAAGCUCCAUCUGGGCUCCACUCUCACCAGCCUCACCGAGUCUGACUUUUCCACUCUGGGCAAAAAGACAGACGGAUACUCGGGGGCAGAUGUUAGCAUCAUUGUCAGAGAUGCGCUAAUGCAGCCUGUCCGAAAGGUCCAGUCUGCAACCCACUUCAAACGGGUACGAGGUCCAUCAAGAGCAGACCCCAAUGUUAUCAUCGACGACCUCUUAACUCCCUGUUCGCCUGGUGAUCCAAAUGCAAUUGAAAUGACCUGGAUGGAGGUCCCUGGGGAAAAGCUGUGUGAACCCGUGGUGUGCAUGGCCGACAUGCUGAGGUCUUUGGCUAGCACGAAGCCAACAGUCAACGAGCAAGAUCUGGACAAACUGAAAAAAUUCACAGAGGACUUUGGACAGGAAGGCUAGGUCGGAUAAAGAAGUAAAACCAAAGUAAAGUAAUUGUAGUUGACUCUUUUACUAUCCUCCUUCUUUUGUCUGCCUCACCCUAACCAUUCUCCAGACCUAGUGCGUUCUCUAAAGUUGACGAGAUUACCAUUUUGGUUUGCCAAUUUGAUGACCACACAAAGUCUGCAAGACUUAGUUUUACUUGGUAUUCACUUGUCUGAAUAUUUGCCACAUAAACUGUCCUGAUAAAGGGUUCAGCACCACCUAAGAAACCUUGGAGUUUUGUUUGACUUGAGCACUAAAGAGUGAUGAUGGUGAUAAGCAGACUGUACGGGCAGAUCAGAAAAACUAAUCCUGGACAUGAAAAAUGAUUUUGAAUAAGUUAUUUUAAGGUGCAACUGCUCUUGUCUUCACUAGAUCAAUAAAUAUGCUUUACAUACUCUAUUUUUAUUAAGAUAAAACAGGCCUGUCUUUUUUUAAGCAUAUAUUGUACUUAGAGGAAUGUAUCCAACUUGCACAUUAAUACAUACAGCAUGAGUUCAGAGUGGACAUUAUAGAGCUUGGAGGCAGAGAUACUCAGGAUGAGAACUUUGCUAAAGUCAGUUUUGGAUCAUUAACCAAUUUCGUAAAACAAAUUUAAACAAAAAGGUCACCAUACAUGUUGACUGGAUUAGUCGUGGUGGCAGACCAGCAUUGUUUUCAUGGACUCAGUAGCUUUGAACUGUAUUGCUCUUUUUUCUUUGGUCUUGUUUUGUUAUCACAAUCUAUUGUAAAAAUCAUUUAUAUCUACAGGCUUUGUUGGUUAUCUUUAAUAGAAAAACCAUAAAAAAUAAGCCUUAUGUUAAUAUCCAAUUACCAAUUUUGAUAAAACAGAAACUAGGCGUAAGGUUGGACAGCAAAGGCUCAGGAGGAGAAAUCUUUGCCUUCUUGACAACAAAAGAAUGUAUCUCCAACCAAGAGCUUCAAGUAGCCAUAAAUGGCAGUGCGCACCAUGUGCCUUCCUGAAAAGAUGCAUGUUUGGUUAUUUUUAUGUUGUUUCUUUCUCCUAAAUUGGUCAUUAUUCUAAUAUAUCAAGUGCUUUGUCACUACAACUAAGGAAUGUACAGUGCUUGUAUGUUUCACGUAAGCUCUUUGAGAGAGUGUAUACAGCUGUACUCUGUUUCUCUUGAGUUAUGUAAACUUUUCUUUUUUUUCUAAAGGGGAAGGUCUCAUUUUAUUGUAUGUCUGUGUAUGUAGCCAACUAUUGAACCUUUUUCUGUGAGAAAAAGCAACCCAUGGCUGCUUCAGUUUUCUGUUUUUCCAUUUCCUCAAUGUAAAUAAAAGUUGUCCAGAGAAUGUGUCUCAUCUCUGUAACAUUGCGGUUUUCAAAUCAGCAGGAAUUAA